Messenger RNA from Plenodomus lingam JN3, 2487 nucleotides. RefSeq lists its product as uncharacterized. Gene Ontology annotation, molecular function: protein binding. NCBI's taxonomy places the organism in Eukaryota, Fungi, Ascomycota, Dothideomycetes, Pleosporales, Leptosphaeriaceae. The record is from RefSeq and is a predicted model, not a curated record.
AUGGGCACCCCUAAGCCCAAGUACCCGCUCGAGAACCACUGCUCUAUCGUUUACGAAAACACUCUUUACGUCUACUCGCCCAAAGGAUUUCAGUCGCUGAAGCUGGAAGAGGGCGCACAAUGGCAGUCGCUGCCAAUGGACAUAUCGCUGACCGGAGCUCAGUGUGUCAAGGCCGCCCCGGAAGGAGAUGCAAAGGCGGCUAGGCUUUAUGUUGUUGGUGGUGCGGUAAACGAGACGGCUGCGACGUGGGACUACCCUGGCAUGAUGCACUACACUUUUUCCACCAAGAAGUGGGACUGGCUUCGGGCUGAAUCGUGGAACACAGCAAACAGGCAGAACCAUGCUGCUACGUACCUGCAAGCUUCACAAAAGAUCCUUGUCUACGCCGGAUCGCAAAAGACGGGCGAUGUUGGUCCAUCCACACAAUCAUUCUUGUUUUCCACACAGCCGCCAUACACCGUCCAAAGCUUACCGUCUGCCGGAGCACCGCCCAUGGUGAAACCGAUGCUCAUGUCGGCCGACUCGCGAUCUGCCUACAUGGUCGGUGGCAGUGCUACCAACACGGCUGUCUGGAAGUUUGACGAGGCUCAAGGAUGGCGCGAUACAGGUGCUACCCUCGCACAACCCAUUGCCAACCAGGAUUCGGUGCAAUGCUCCAUGGUCACUGGAAAGGAUGGAAGCGUUGUACUAGAAAAGUUUGACAUGAGUGUUGCGCCCAAUAAGGUGGACCGAAUCUUGAUCCUGAACAAGGAUGGAACACCUGCUGCGCCUGGGACGACUGUCGGCGCUGAGAAGGUCAAACGAGUAGAAGUAUCCAGCUGGUCCAGGUAUAAUGAGACCUACGCUCCAACAUCGACACGGUCCGGCUACUCGCUAGCACAAGGAGCCGACGGCCUGACCGUGGCUAGCGGUGGCAGUCAGACUGAACCAUUGGUUCUCUUUGAUGCGCAAGCAAACUCAUGGCUCAAUGCGACUGAGGUGUUUGCCGGGCAGGACGUACUGAUUGAUUCGCAAUCGUCGACGAUUUCUUCGUCCGCUACUUCGGCCACCCCAUCCGCACCGGCACCAGCCUCGGCAACACCCACUACCACGGAAGUAGCAGCAAUCCCAAGCCAACCAAGUAACAAAGGCAAGAUGCUUACUGUACUUGGUGCUACGCUUGGCACGAUCUUUGGUAUUGCCGCCAUUCUCAUCCUAAUCCUCGUCUGCCUGAAGUACAGAAAAAACAAGAACAAGAAGUCCCAGGGAUAUGUAGAAAAGGAUCGUAUGAGUUUUGCCGAUCGUGGUGCCGACUUUAUGAAAGAGGCUGGCGGGGCUGUGGUGACCCAACCAUAUCAGCAGAACAACGAUUCUGUAACAUCGCUCGCGAUUAUUCAGGGUCGCCCAGGAAACCACAAGAAGAACCAAGCCAGCGAUGCCAGCUCUGCUGGUUUGGUCAAGAAGAGCAGCCCUCUCGGCUAUUCAGAGCCCGUCGAGCUCUCGAAAUUUGAUCUAAAGCCUGAGACUCUUAAGCCCGAGACUGUUCGCAUGGAUGCAAUGGUUCGUCAAAACUCGAGUCGGACCCCAGCUGCCAAAUCUGCUCCAAGAGCUCGAAGUUCGGGCUGGAGUAGAUAUUUUGCAAACAACGAAGCCACGAACCUCGCCAGCGUUCAGCCUGACCGAUCCACAUACGCGUCAGACAGAACGAGCACUGGAAGCCAGUCACAAUACACCAACUCCCGAAUGUACAGCCACCGUCCCUCCCAGCACAUUGCUCCUUUACAAAUACCCCAACCCCAAUUCGACGGACAACGCCUCAGCCGCGUGGCCAGUGGAAGCCCAACACUCGGCACACCUACUGGUAUACUGCCUCAUCAAGUUCAACCAAUGCAGGCAGAACUAAGCCGUGCCAAUUCAAACUGUAGUUCGAGGUCCGGGGUCAGUGGACACAACGACUACUACCAGAGACCGGUUGAAAGUUGGACACCAGUUGGUGAGGAUCACAGAACGAGCAGUGCGUACACGGGUAGCAUGGUGAUAGAACCCAACAGCAAGUAUGAUGUUGCAAGCUCAUAUUACGCUGACGGCACCGACUCAUUCUAUCCGAAGAGCAACUUUAGCUCUUUCUAUCCUGGGCAAACGGACAAUUCGCCUACCAUCCCUCCUGAUGCCAGGGACAGUACAUUCACCAUGUUUCCCAAUGGCAAUGCAAACUCUGCGCCAACAGAGGAUGGCCCUAAGAGCAAGUUCAGCCCAAUGUACCCUCUGCCGCCACAGGUAGGCACUUCGCAAAAUCGGGAUAGUUCGGCUACUUUGUUCCCCGGAGCUCCUAGCUCCUCCCAAAAGGGUCAACAAGAGUCCACGCAAAACCCGGCUUUCAACUCGUUCUACCCACCAGGACGAGUCGGAAACGAGAGCACAGUUACCAUGUUCCCAGGUCCGGGGCCUCAAGACUCUUCGAAGAAGGAACAAUCAGACAUGUCAUGGCUGAACCUAGGUAAAACCUAG